Messenger RNA from Corticium candelabrum, 1882 nucleotides. RefSeq names its product zinc finger MYM-type protein 1-like. The coding region runs from base 173 to 1882 and encodes 569 amino acids. NCBI's taxonomy places the organism in Eukaryota, Metazoa, Porifera, Homoscleromorpha, Homosclerophorida, Plakinidae. The record is from RefSeq and is a predicted model, not a curated record. The transcript is spliced from 3 exons.
CCCCCCCAGUUUUUGUGGGCGUUUCCCAUUUUGUCAGGUGAAAACUAGCGUUACGUCGCUUUUUGUAAACGUGCGCGUCUGUUUACAGUCUGGAUGUUCGAGGCCGAGCAUGCGUGUCUCACACUAGGCUGCAGACAUCGGUUUCCGUGAUCAACACUACUUCACUGACACCAUGUCGUCUCAUCAGCAAAACCAGAAGUACAAAAAACAGACGAAACUGUCUCACUGUUUUCGGUUAGUCCAGCCGGCUAUGCGCAGUUUGCCAGAAUCUGAACAGCAAGAGGAGGGACUUGAGGAAGCAAAUGACUCUACUACCAAACUGAUGCCAGACACUGCCAUUGCAGCGUCAGCAGACAGUCAUAACAGUGAAGAGAUAGCGCCAUCGACUCUGUGCAAUAUGAAAGAUCCCUGUCUAGGAGCAAAGACAGCUGACGUUCUUCGAGGUCCUUUUCAGCCAACAGCUGAUUCUGUGAUUGGUGGAACAUUUCCUAAAAGACAGUUUGGUAAACAACAAAGGUGCUUUCAGUCAUCUUGGUAUGACAAAUUUGUAUGGCUAGAAUACAGUCCACAGUUGGACGCAGCCUUUUGCUUUUCCUGCCGUUUUGCAGAAUGCAGUGCCAGUGGUACAAUAGGUUGUCCUGAUCCAUCCUUUACACGGAAAGGCUUCAGAAACUGGAAGACUGCUCUUGAUGACUUUAGAAAACAUGAAUUGAGCUCAGUUCAUUCCUUGGCUUCUGGGAUGUGGCAUCAGGCUAGGCAUGUUGCGGCUACAGGUAGUUCUGUGGCACAAAGCCUUAGUGACGACUAUGCCAGAAGGGUAGAGCUCAAUAGACGAAAUCUCAGCAAAAUCAUACACACAAUUCUCUUCCUUGGUCGCCAGAACAUACCUUUUCGUGGACAUCAUGAAAGUGAGGGUUCCUUAAACAAAGGGAACUUCUUAGAGCUACUGAAUUUGAGAGCAUUAGAUAAUCCAGACCUUGCUUUACAUUUGAAAGGAACAUUUACCUAUACGUCGCCAAAAAUACAAAAUGAAAUCAUUGCAUUGUGUGGAAGAAGAAUUCAGCGUGGAAUAGUUGAGGAGGUCAGGAAAUCCGGAUGCUAUGGUUUAAUAUGUGACGAAACGACUGACAUUUCUCGUCAAGAGCAACUCUCAAUUUGUCUUCGAUAUGUUGACGAAACAGUAACAGUGCACGAACGUUUUCUAGGAUUUUGGCCUGUUAAGGAAACUGAUGGUGAGUCAUUGCAUAACUUUCUCAAGGACGUACUGAAAGAGCUCGGUAUUCCAGUAUGCAUGAUGAGAGCACAAUGUUAUGACGGCGCUGCAAAUAUGAGAGGACGAUAUAAAGGAGUUAGCACUAGGUUUCUACAGGACGAGAGCCGAGCCAUAUACAUCCACUGCCAUGCUCACGUAUUAAACCUAACCCUUGCCAAAGCUUGUACUUCUGUUCAGGAUGUUCGGAACAUUCUCGGUGUAGUGGAUUCCUUAUAUAAAUUACUGGAAGGGUCAGCAAAAAGGCACAUGCGAUUCAAGAACAUCCAAGAAUCCGUGGAUUCAGAAAACCCGGCUACCACUCUGAAAAGAAUUUGCGAGACUCGUUGGUCUUCUCGUUACCAAGCAGUUAAAGCCAUUAAGGUGGCUUUUAAAUCCAUAGUUCAAACCCUUCAAACUAUUGCAAGUGAUGAUGCAGAAUUAGGAGCAGACGCUGUGUCUCUUCAGAAGUCGGUUGAAACGUUUCAAUUCUACUUCUAUAUUUCUGUUCUAGAGGCAACUUUGGGGAAAACGGCUGUUUUAUCUGAAUUUCUCCAAGCAAAGCAUGUAGAACUAUUUGGAGUAAAGGCCAAAGUUUUGGGCACAAUUGAGGCGUUGAAUUGUAGGAGCUAG